CGAGACCCCCGGGGGCUGCCGGCUUUUUGCCGUGCCUGCGCUCCGAGACAUGUGCUGGGCGAGCACCCGAUCCGUUUUGGUCGCGUUUGCCUGCACAGCGCCGGCCGCGGCGGCGCAGCAGUGGACCACCCUGGGCACUGGCGGCUGCCGCUCGCAGGGCGGCCUGACGCGGAAGCUGCGCGUGCAGCGGGGCCUCGCCGACCUCGCGGACUGCAGACAGGUUUGUGAUGUCGACCCCGAGUGCACGGCCGUGGUCUUUGGCAUUUUCGAAGGCUCGACCAUUUGCCACAUCUUGGCCGGGGGCCCGUACACUCACUCCGACGCCCAGGCCGCGGACUUCUCGUGCUCGGUGAAGACGAUGUACUGCCGGAUGCCCUACCAGCUGUCCGGCUACAGCUUCGACCGGGCGCUGUGCGGCCCCGCGGCCGCGUCGCCGCAGUGCGAGGUCCAGUGCGCGCAGGGCUACGCCGGCUCUCCGGUGGCCUACUGCGUCACAGGCGGCGGAGAAUUCGGCCUCGAGGGCUGCGCGCUGCUCUCGAGCGUCUGGAGGCUCCACGCCAGCAGCGGCUGCACAGACCACGGCGCGCUGCCGGCGGUGGCAACGCAGUACGCGGCCUCGCUGGCGCAGUGCCAGGCCGCGUGCGAGGUCCACGGGAACUGCGCCGCCGUGACCUAUCACGCCGCGGUCUCCCGGUGCCACCUCUUCCCAGGCCUCACCGCCCCGCAGCAGGCCGCCGCUAACGCCUCCAGCGAGGGCCACCCGGAGUGCUGGACCCUCGACCCGGCCGUGGCUUCGCCUGCCGGGCCGGCCGUGCCGAGCAGCGGCCCGAGCUACGAGGACCGCGCCAACGCGUGGCUGAACGUCCGCCCCGCUGGCGGCGCGGGCGCCGGAGAGCAGAGGCCGAGGACGACGGCGGCGGCGAGGGCGUGGAGGUGGGCGUGGCAGUGGCCAUCACGGUGUGCGUCGCGCUGGCAGCCGUGGCGUUCGGCGUCUUCUUCACACUCUUCGUGCAAAAGCAGCGCGACGCGGUGA
Prorocentrum cordatum is the source of this 1033-nucleotide messenger RNA. NCBI's taxonomy places the organism in Eukaryota, Dinophyceae, Prorocentrales, Prorocentraceae. The record is from the annotation of a GenBank genome assembly.